Messenger RNA from Trichophyton rubrum CBS 118892, 1496 nucleotides. RefSeq lists its product as uncharacterized. The coding region runs from base 1 to 1152 and encodes 383 amino acids. The record is from RefSeq and is a predicted model, not a curated record. The transcript is spliced from 2 exons. Gene Ontology annotation, molecular function: protein binding. NCBI's taxonomy places the organism in Eukaryota, Fungi, Ascomycota, Eurotiomycetes, Onygenales, Arthrodermataceae.
AUGACAGACUGGACUCGAGAGACGCUCCUCUCGCACCUCUCCUACGGCUACUCGCUCAAAGACCUGCCGCCCCCGCAGCGCAUCCCAUCCACCCGCCUCGCCCGCGAAGCCACAGCCGUCUCAUCCUCCUCCAUCGGCGCCCUCGACGCCCUCCCGCUCGAGCUGCUGCAUCUCAUCCUCGAGCAAACAGACAUCCUCUCCCUGCUGCGCUUCGCCCGCACCUCGCUGCGCGCCAGAUCCGUCCUCUCGUCGCUGCACGCCUACAACUUCCUCCUCGCCCACGCCCCAGACGCCCUCAGACAGCUCGCCCUCGCCAACCUCCUCGCAGCCCACGAGACCCGCUCGAUCUACACGGCGCUGCUCUCAACCGCCUGCUCCUCCUGCCUCCAGCCCUCGCGAGCAACGCACUUCUACCUCCCCUCGGCCCAACGAAUCUGCUAUUCCUGUCGCACGCUCAACCCGGGCCUAUGGCUGAUCCCGCUCUCCUUCGCCAGACGCUGUUUCAGGCUCAGCGCUUCAUCCACCGCAAAGCUUCCCCUGCUUCACUUCCGGCCUGACACCACCACCAGAACCAUCAUCUCCGGCAACCGCAAGCACAAGCACAAGCGCAAGUCCGAGCCGUGCGUGUCGCUUCGUGAUGUGCGCCGGCUCGCGGAGAAGGUGCAUGGCUCCAUGGAAGAAGUGUACCGGCUGCAGACCAAGGGCGGCAUGCACGCUUCCUGUCUGAUGGAAGCCUACUUGAUGCAGUUCCUACGAGACGCACCCUGCCAGCCCUUCACCCCGUUCCUGCUAGCCUCGACGGGCUGGUGGGAGGAGAUAUCAGAGUACCUUGCUCGUCUGCUGGAUGACCUGGGUGUGGUGGGCAGGGAGAGUGUGCCGUUGCCAUGGCCUGAUGCCAACACGGUACCUUCGUCCACUUCCGCAUCUACAUCUCCUUCAUCUUCCUCACCUUCAGGAGAAGAUGUCAUGGAAGGCCCCGGGUCCUUGGGGAAAGUCCUCCCCCCAGUGGCCGGAUACAUGCGCCAGUUGACGCAGCCACAGAAGCGAUUGGGAAUCACAGUCGACAGCUCGCCACUCCUUAUCAUCAACGUCUGUAUGGACAGAGUGCCUUCAUGCCGGCUGGGGAAAGCAUUCCCAGACUGGGAUAAUUAGACAACCACGAAGAGGAGAUAAAAAAAAAAAAAGAAAAAGAACGAAAACGAAAAUGAAAAUCCAACCAUUUGUGCAUCCACAUCGGUGCCUGCAACAUUCGCUGAAUUGUUCAAUCCAUGCACCUAUCCAUGGCCUAUAGUACGAUUUCGCUGGAGGUGAUUCUCCAUUUUUAGCUGUUGGUCACACGGACCCCCCUACACCAUGAUCUACAGAUGGCCCCUACAAAAUCGAGUCGUGGCAGAAAUCAAAAAACCACGCUGCUCCUGUCGUUAGUUUGUGUUAACUAACCCCAGAACUAACUAGUUAGCUAGUUAGUUUGUUAUCGAUAAAACUAGGCUCGAGGA